AUGGCACAGCCAACCGGGGGUCCUUCACUCGUUCAGGACCCCGAACUGGCGACAAACUCAGACGAUCAUUCCACCGAUCCAGAUACUACUCUCGCUGAACGUACCAACUCUGACUCGACUUCGGAGAAGCGAGAUCUGACCGAUUCGAGCGAUUCACUCAUUACCGAAAUCCACCAAACUGUGUCGCUCAUUCAUGUCGUCCGUCCCGAUGGCACCCCCAUCGAGAUCAAAACCGUCUAUUCUCCCCCAACUACACUUCUCGUCGACCCAACGACCGGGAAAGUAGUCGAGGAUGUUACAGGUAAUGCUGCAGCUGCAGCUGCCGCUGCCGACUCCGUAAUACCUACGCCGCCGCUCGUAACUGAUUUACCGCCCGGCGACGGCGACCUAAUACCCUCCAAUAUCGAGAGCCUGGUCCCGACCGAUCUCAACAUCAUUUCUCCUCUUUCGAACGAUCUCCUUUCCAGUAUUAUCCCCGAAGAAACGGCUUCCGCCUCUUCGAGCAAUGAACUAUCGCCCGAUACCGCCUCUGCAAGUUCCUCGGCACUGCCUACGAUACCGCCCUUGAUCGUGCCCAGCGGUUUCCGUAACAUUUCCAGCUUCGGCCAUUUCAAUGAGACCGCAUCCUUCCACCACGCGAAAUUCCGUUCUACGACGCUUCGAUCCUCCGGAACCUCAACUUCCCCAACCCAAGCCCCUACAGUCAUCGUCGGCACCGAUACGGGAGGAGCCGCCCCGGGUGGCGGUACGGGAGAGGGAGGUUCCUUUGCGGAGGAGUCUAGUUCUAAUGGCGAUGGACCGACACCGACGAGCACCGUUGUGGGAAGCGUGGUGGGAAGUAUUGCAGGGGCUGCUUUAAUCAUUUUCGUCAUCAUGGCCCUAUUGCGAUGGAGGAAGAGACAAUCCGGAAGACUCCGACUCGCCGACGGACCACCUUCUACCGACAGUCGCGGGCUCCUACCUGAUGCUGGGGGCAGCGGCGGCGAUGGAGGGGCAAUGGUGCAACGUUCGAAUCCUUCGUUCGCAGUCCCCGCUGUACUGGCGACCCUAUCAUCUUACAAGAACCCGCCGAGCCCCCCGAAGCCGAAUCCUCAGGAAACCGGAUUUUACCGAAUAUCUGGAAAGAAGCUCCCCUCCGUGUUACAGUACGGUGGUGAUGGGUUUACCGAUCCACGAGCGAGCGCUGUUAGCGGCAUCUCGUCUGUAUAUCCGGAGCCGCCCCCGCCGCCGAUGACUGAUGUCGAAAACGGCAGUACUCCGCGACUGGCCCUCGGAAACCCUAUGCGCCCGGUCAGUGGAGUGGCUGUCAUGCGGUCGAGCCCGGCCCGGACCCCGGUCACGGAACACAACCCGUUUGUGAACCCUCUGGCCGACCCUUUCGCCGAUCCCCGAACUCCGCCUCUACCUCCGCCUCCCAACCAAACCCUACGGCCUGACGCCGUGGGCCGGUCGUUGACAGCCCAAGACGCCUCCCGUGCGUCGUCCUCACGAUUUCUAGAGGAUGUUUGA
Messenger RNA from Scedosporium apiospermum, 1509 nucleotides. RefSeq lists its product as uncharacterized. The coding region runs from base 1 to 1509 and encodes 502 amino acids. The transcript is spliced from 2 exons. The record is from RefSeq and is a predicted model, not a curated record. Lineage: Eukaryota; Fungi; Ascomycota; Sordariomycetes; Microascales; Microascaceae.